This is a messenger RNA of Triticum turgidum subsp. durum (durum wheat), 645 nucleotides long. The record is from the annotation of a GenBank genome assembly. NCBI's taxonomy places the organism in Eukaryota, Viridiplantae, Streptophyta, Magnoliopsida, Poales, Poaceae.
AUGGCAGGAGGUAGUUCUGCUACAGCAGGUGACGAAGCGAAGGUGAUAACCAUCUUGAGCAUCGACGGCGGCGGCGUGAGAGGGAUCAUCCCGGCCAUCGUCCUCGCCUUCCUUGAAAAAGAGCUCCAGAAACUGGACGGGCCGGAUGCUAGGAUCGCGGACUACUUCGAUGUCGUCGCCGGCACGAGCACGGGUGGCCUCUUGACGGUGAUGCUUGCGGCGCCGGACAAGGAUGGGCUCCCAAAACUCAAGUACAGCGCCAAGGAUGCCGCCAAGUGGGGCAUCUUGAGCUGGCUCAUCAAGGACGGCUCCGUACCCAUCCUCGACAUGUUCAAUGCCGGCAGCGCCGACAUGGUCGACUUCCACCUCUCCGUCCUCUCCGCCGUCCUCGGCACCUCCCACCAAUACCUGCGCAUCCAGUAUGAUAAACUGAGCGGGAGUGCGGGUUCGAUCGACGACUCCUCCAAAGCCAACUUGGAUAGGUUGGUGAAGAUUGGUGAAGAGCUGCUCAGCGAGAAGGUGUCCGGGGUGGACCUGGAGACCGGCCGGAAUGUGGAGGUGCCCGGCGGGGGCACCAACGCGGAGGAGCUAGCUAAGUAUGCAAAGCAGCUCUCCGACAAGCGGCGCAAACGCCGCAACAAUUAA